Solea solea (common sole) is the source of this 2663-nucleotide messenger RNA. It is a transcript of the gene rergla, whose product is annotated as RERG/RAS-like a. Gene Ontology annotation, molecular function: GTPase activity; GTP binding. Bases 137 to 754 code for a protein of 205 amino acids. NCBI's taxonomy places the organism in Eukaryota, Metazoa, Chordata, Actinopteri, Pleuronectiformes, Soleidae. The record is from RefSeq and is a predicted model, not a curated record. The transcript is spliced from 5 exons.
ACAGCAGCUCCUGUCUUCUCUGGCUCUCUCUCUCACUCCUCUGCUCCUCACAACGAUGACAGCUGAGUCACAUUUCUGUGCUGGAGACUAAAGAUUGAGAGGCUGUUUGUUUUUUUUUUUCCCACCCACAGUGAACAUGAACGAGAUCAAGAUCGCAGUGCUGGGCAGUGAAGGUGUGGGGAAGUCAGCUCUCAUCGUCCGCUUCCUCACCAAGCGCUUCAUUGGCGAGUACGCCUCCUUCUCAGAGUGUGUGUACAGAAAGUGUGUGUCUGUGGACGGGAGGCAGGUGAACCUGGAGCUCUAUGACCCCUGCUCUCAGGCGUGCGAGGGUAACUCUGCGUUACACAACCAGAUCCACUGGGCUGAUGGUUUCAUUCUGGUCUAUGACAUCAGUGACCGAGCCUCCUUCCUCACUGCCAGAGCCAUCGUGCACCUCAUCAGAGAGCUUCACCUGGGAUCUGCUAAAAGGGACGUGGACUCACUUAUAUUUUUGGUGGGCAACAAACAGGACCUGUGCCACAUGAGGGAGGUGCAGCGUGAAGAGGGUCAGCAUCUGGCUGCAGAGUUCCAAUGCCAGUUCUAUGAGCUGUCAGUUGCUGAGCACUACCAGGAGGUAGCGCUCAUAUUCUCCAAGAUGGUGCAAAAGGCCAGCCUGGGCAGCAAAUCCAAGGAGCGCCGGAGGCGCCCGAGUGGCUCGAAGUCCAUGGUCAAACUCAUCAACAACGUGUUUGGCAAGAGGAGGAAGUCAGUGUGAACAGCUGUGGGUCAAAGCUUGGCCCGAUCACGUUUUAUCAUUGAUUAUUGUUUGUGUUGCUAUUGAUUAGCACUCAACAUACAGUGUGUAUGUACAUAUGUGUUGUAGGGAUGUAACGAUCCUCCAAAUCCUCCAUGGUUCCGUUGAGAAAGAGUGUUUUCACGUUUAAUGUUAAACGUAUCAUCAUGAUUGCACCAAAACAGUCACAUGACAUACUGAAUAGCUUGCCCACAAACUCUCUACAUAAAUAAUAGAUGUAGCCUUUAGGUCCAGAAAGUUUAGCCAAUGAGGAAAUGCCUGAAACCUUAGAGGUCAGUAGAGAUCCCUGUUGCGUACAAGUUGUCGUCAAAGAUUUUGUCUUUUUUUUCUAUCCAAUUCAAUCCUUUAUCAUAAUAAUACAAUGUACUUUACAUCAUAAGACAGAUACACUAUUAUAGAAAGAAGAGAAACAAAGCACACCCAGAGGGGAGAAAAUAAAACCCUUUGCAAGAACCAGAUUCAAAGAGAGAAGAGAGAGAACAGAACCAUAAUGUAGUCAGAGAUGGUCAUCACAUUUAAUAGUUGUCAUCUUUGACGACGAGCUAGCAUGACUUGUAGCAAAAACUAUACUGAUAUCAUUUUUGUUGAUUAUAAUUGAACAAUAAUGAUGAUGACAAUACUACUUCUACUACAACUAAUAAAAGCCUUGUAACUGGAUCUGGUUCCUGCAGUCCUGGAGCCACAGGUACCUGCAAAAUGAACACUCUCACUCUCUCACACGCACAGAUAGAGCGAGAGAGAGAGGAACAGCACAAACUUAGGGAGGGAACAAAUAAGCUUACUAUCAAGGGGGUUCCCCCAGAAGGCAUAUAGCAGCAUAACUAAGGGAUAGUCCAGGUUCCCGUGAGCUAGCCCCAACUACGUAUAGGCUUUAUCAAAAAGGAAGGUUUUAAGUCAAACUUUCAAUAUAGAGAGGAAGGGAAUGUGAGGAUGCAUUCACACCAGCCUUGUUUAGUGCAAUUGAAUCAAACCCUAGUACACUUACCCCUUAGUAUGGUUCAUUUGGGUUGGUGUGAAAGUAGUCUGAGACCUCUUUUGCAGACCAAACAACUGCACAUUGGUCCUCUUGAAAGAGGUGGUCUUCAACCGCUUGCACGUGAACCCUGGAGGAGCAGCUCAUCACUGGUGUGAACUCUAUCUGCACCUUUCACUGGAAGCGCAGCUAUAGCCUCAGUGUUCUCAUCAAAAUCUGCAAUUGAGGAGAAGGAAGAAGGAAGAGAGAGGAGAGAAGGAAGAACCAAGAAGAGAGCUGGUGAUAGAGAUGAGAACACCGCUUCCAUCCUCCGUGCCUGGCAGGUCCCAACUCUUCCUCCUACGCAGGUCAAGUAGCACACAUUGUCACCCUGAACCAGCACAAAGUCAUCAACUCACCGCCGUUUCUCGGCUGUGGGUUAUAGGAUGUGGGCAACACCUGUGGCUCUGGACCCUCCUGCCCGGGACUGAGAAAUAGUGGUGGGUUGGACAACGCUAGCUCACCAAAUGUGCUAUCUUACCUGCAGAGGAGGAGGAACAGUUGGAGCCUCACAGACCUGGCAGAAAUCCCCUGACUGAGUUCCAAUUAUUGGGGGUUUUCCUCCAGAUCCUCACAGGGUAAUGGGAUUUGUCUUUUUCCCCUGCUAUAUCUCUGACCAGUAACUAAGCGGUAUGACUUUAGUUGAGAUUAGCCUUGAUCUAAACCAACAGAAGAAUUAAACAAAGUAUCAAAUUUCAUUUAUGUAACAUUUAUGUUUGUAUACUGUAUCUUAAUGAUGAGUAGUAAACAUAUGUUGCUCUGCCAUUAAAAUGCUGCAUUUGUGUACAUGUAAGGCGUGUUUUAGAUUUUGGUGGCAUCGUGUAUUAGGUACAAGUGCAAAUAAAAACAAACCCUUUA